Mercenaria mercenaria is the source of this 2569-nucleotide messenger RNA. RefSeq lists its product as uncharacterized. The record is from RefSeq and is a predicted model, not a curated record. Lineage: Eukaryota; Metazoa; Mollusca; Bivalvia; Venerida; Veneridae. The transcript is spliced from 2 exons. The coding region runs from base 382 to 2313 and encodes 643 amino acids.
GUUCAUGUAAUUCUGUACCGUAGUCUUUUAACUGAAAACUUAACAGGCAUUAAACGAUCAGUUCGGUUGACCGAAAAACAAAUACUUCCUCCUAGUUCCUCCGCUACGCCUCAGAACGAUUUUGUUUGUUUUUUUUCGCUCAACCAAACUGAACGCUGUAAACCGACACUUUUGUAUAGUUAAACUUGUACGGUAUUCAUUACAUAGUUAUUGAACAUUUUACAUGAAUGAAAAGAACAGAACGGUAUUUCAUGGAUUUUAUAGUGUCUAAUAGUUAUUAUUAGGAUUACAUGUAGUGAUGAAUUAAAAAAAAAUAGUUUAGUCAAAGGGAGGAAGUCACCACAACAAAUUAAAAAGUGUUGUCUAGAGGACUGUUAAGCUAUGAGGUAUUUUCAUUUUAGACGAAACAGACGUGUAGCUUUACUACUCUUACUUGUGGUGACUUGGAUAUCAAUCACUUCAUACACUAGAGAGUCAGAGAGACAGACAUUAAUUCAGAACUAUCUCUUGGACAACCAAUGGCUCCUCACUGCGAAUGACAAUAACUUGGUAGGAAAACGAAACCAGAGUUGUGUUCAUCCGAACUUGCCACUGUGGAACACAGAAAUUGAAAAUCAUAUUACAUUUGUAGACCAAGUCAGAUGCUCAAAGGAACCAGACUGGGUUUACACCGGGAAUGGGAGAUUUUAUAUUUCUUUGUCCGCUGUGAAAAAACACGGCGAAAUAAAGUGUUCAUAUCAACCAAUUGUUAAUGAAAACGAAGAAUUUAAAAUCUUAGAUCCACAUUAUCCCAUGUUGAAUGGAAGCACGCUUGUGUCAGAUGCAUUUAAAGUCUCAUGUACAGCGUCAAAUGGAAACAAAUACUCCAAUAUGCACGCGUGCAUCGCACCACAGCCUUCGAGAAUGUCACGUGACUAUUCACCAAGAUCAGAAAACUUUAACGUUCUGAUGCUUGGAUUGGAUUCUGUAUCCCGUCAUAUGUACAUGCGUUUGCUACCGAAGACUCAUAAAUACUUCACGGAAGUUCUUGGUGGUUCCCUGCUAGAAGGUUACAACAUUGUCGGAGAUGGUACCACUCAAGCGUUAAUGCCACUUCUUACAGGAAAACGGGAAACAGAAAUACCGGAAACUAGACGAGGAAAGGCGGGUGCUAGAUACGUUGAUGAACUUCUUGAAUUCAUUUGGAAGCGAUAUGAAAAGAAGGGGUACGUAACUCAGUGGGCUGAGGACACCCCAGAAAGCAGUGCAUUCAAUCUGAGGCUCCUCGGAUUCAAGACCCAACCUGUUAUUCAUUACAUGCGACCCUUUUACUUGGCUUCAGCUCAGUCAAAAUCCAUCUUUUCAUUUUUGUUUAAAAAUCAGUACUGUUUUGGAUCAAAGAUAAGCUAUAAAAUAUAUCUGGACUGGCUUAAAGAAGGCUUAGAGACAAACAAAGCAAACAACUUCUUUUCAGCCGGCUUCAUAUCCGAGUAUAGUCAUAACAACAAUAGAGAUUUAAUGCUUAUAGACAAGCAUAACGUUCAAUUUCUAAAAUAUCUAAAAAAUCAUAACAUUUUAGAAAAUACAUUUGUGAUUGUCAUGAGUGAUCAUGGCCUUCGUUAUGGCUCAUUUAGAAUGACGGAACAAGGAAAGUUGGAAGAAAGAAUGCCUUACUUUGGAGUGUAUGCUCCAAAAAGGUUCAGGACAAAAUUUCCUGUUAAAUAUAAAGCUCUUGUUGAAAAUACAAAGCGCCUUGUAGUUCCCUCUGACAUCCAUAAGACUCUUUUAGAAAUAAUUGAUGAAAAAGGUGAAGAAACUGAAAGGUCUGUUUAUUCACUAUUCUCUCCAAUACCGGAAACACGGACAUGUUCAGAUGCUGGAAUUGACGCACACUGGUGUGCAUGCCUGAAAACACAGUCUGUUUCCGUUUCUCAUCCUAAUAUAAUAGCAUCAGCACAGAAGAUUUUAUCAGUUAUUAAUGAAAUGUUAGAAGAUUUUACUUCUCAGUGUUAUAGCCUAUCUUUACAGAAAAUUUUAAAAGCGGCUUCGCUAGAAACUGACACUAACGUACUAAAAUUUAAGCGAAGUGCCGACCGCGAUGGCCGUGUAGCGGAUCUUAGCGAUACGCUGGAUCCUGUAUUUGUUCACUACCUUGUAACCUUUGAAACUGUCCCUGGUUCGGCAGUGUUUGAAGCAAGUGCUUUAAUGAAUGUUAAAACAGGGCACAUAUCAGCUCGGGAAAAAGAAAUAAGCAGGUUAAAUAGUUAUAAUGAUGCACCAAAAUGCGUGGAAAAGUCUUAUCCAGCACUCAGGCCAUACUGUUUCUGUCGUUGACAAAACUCUAAUAAUGAAUCUGUCAAACGAAGCUUUAACAAGUGCCUUUCAAAAGAACUAUUACAAAGCAUUAACAAAUUUCAUCUAGGCAGGUUAUAACUGAAGCGUUAUUUACUAAAUACGGUGGCAAUAGCCUUAACUGAUAAUAAUUUACUUCACACAAAGUUUUGAUAUGGUCUCAAAAAGUAUCUCCUUAAAAUUGUCAGAGACAUAUGAGGCCAAGACAAUGUUUUUAACCUUUACCCUGCUAAAUUUC